GAGCUCAGAGUGCGACACGUGGACUUUUAGUGGUACUGUAGCGCCAGACACUGUAGCACUGCGGUACUGUAGCGGCACUGUAGCUACUGUGCGAUACUGUAGCAUCAAAACGAGGGUUAGAGCUCGGGCCAGCCCAGGUUGCUGGGUCCCACCUUGCCCUCGGGCCUGGGCUGUCCGCUGGAACACCUUUUUUUUUUUUCCUCCCCUAGCCUCGGGCUGGGCUGUGCCGCUGGAGAAGCUCUUAAGCUUGAGAGGGUGCCCGGAAGAAAGGUUUGGGUGUAUGUAGAAACGUAACCCCCCCUUCUUGCGGCAUUGUGCAGUCAGUCAGUGUGUGGAAUUUCGGACCCAAGACUCUCCCGGGUUUUUCUUUAUUUCCCGUUUCAAAAGGCAGAAUGUAAGGUGCUCUCAGCCGUUGGAUGAGACGUUUCCUCAAGAUGCGCGUUGAAUUCCAACGACUUUUGACGCCCUUCAAUUUUGCAACUGCCUCUUGAAAUUGUCUGCUCUUCUCAAAGGGACAAGUCUUACCCAGAAACAAAGCCUCAAAGCCGAGUUCAAGGAAGCAAGCGCCCUGGUUUCGAUUUCUUAUACGGUUAUUCAUUAAAUUUUUCAUUUUUUCACUUUUUUUUUUCGAUUUAUAUUUUUGUGUUUACGAAAACCCAAUAGUUUUAUAACUCUGUGUUUCUGUAUUUGUUGCAGAGUUGUUGCAUUUUCUUCUUUCCCAACAUGGCAGGAAGAAAGUGAGGCGCUAAUUGGAUCCUGAUGUAAGUGUACUCCAUAGAAAAAGAUAUAUUGACAUCACCAUAACUAGAUUGGAGAAUUGGUGCUUGUGACUCGAGUGUAGAGGACAAAAGUGGCCAGAGUUUCUGAUUUAUUCAGCACAAGUCAGAGGUGUUAUCUGUGGCCUCUUGAAACCAUUGAGUGAGUAGGUUGAGUUCAAAACAUAAGCAGAAUGGACUUCAGUGAUGGGUUUGUAUCAAAAGAGCAUCUGGAGCUUCACCGAUCUGCUUCAGAAAGUGCAGAUCCAUUAUCUGUGUCUCCACUGCACAUUUCUCCAAGGUCUCCAAGGUCUCCAAGGUCUCCAAAGUCCCCAAAAACUCCCAAGUCCCCCAAGUCUCCAAGGUCUCCAAAGAUGCAGGGCAAACAUGGAAAAGGAAGCCCACUCAAGCAAGAUAGGCAUUCACAUUCUUCAGUAGAUGGGCGUCCUAAAAAGGGUGGUUGUGGGGGUAAAGGCACCUGGGGAGGGUUACUUGAUACAGAUGAAAAUGACGUUCUUGACCCAAAUGACCCAAACUUCAAUAGCAGUGAGGAAUGUGAAAAUCCAAUUGCAAAAAAAGAGAGGGUCGACUUUGAGGAGUACAAAAAGAAAGCUACAAUAAUAGUGGAGGAAUACUUUACUACUGAUGACAUUACCUCAACUGCAAAUGAAUUUAGAGAACUUGAUAGACCUAACUACAGCUAUUAUUUUGUAAAGAAGCUUGUCUCUAAGGCUAUGGAUAGGCAUGACAAAGAGAAAGAAAUGGCUGCUGUUCUUUUAUCUGCACUAUAUGCUGAAUUCAUUGAUCCCCCACAAGUUUACAAAGGUUUCUGUAAACUGGUAGAAUGCGCAGAUGACUUGAUUGUGGAUAUCCCAGAUACAGUUGAUGUUCUUGCACUGUUCAUUGCCCGGGCUGUGGUUGAUGACAUACUUCCUCCUGCAUUCCUAAAAAAAGAAAUGAAUUACUUACCUAAAGAUUCAAAGGGUGUUGAAGUCUUGAAAAGAGCUGACAAGGGCUACUUAGCAGCACCACUUCAUGCAGAAAUCAUUGAGCGGCGAUGGGGAGGUAGCAAAAAAAGGACCGUUGAGGAUGUUAAGGCCAAGAUAAACAAUUUGUUGAUAGAGUACGUAGUGAGUGGUGAUAAGAAAGAGGCAUGCAGAUGCAUCAAGGAUUUGAAAGUUCCUUUUUUCCAUCAUGAAAUAGUUAAACGAGCUCUUGUAAUGGCAAUGGAGAGGCGGCAAGCUGAAGGCCGGCUACUAGAUCUGCUGAAAGAAGCUGCUGAAGAGGGUUUAAUUAACUCGAGCCAAGUAUCAAAAGGCUUUGGUAGGAUGAUUGACUAUGUUGAUGACUUAUCACUGGACAUACCAAAUGCGCGGGGCAUUUUGCAGUCAUUGAUCUCUAAGGCAGCAUCAGAAGGCUGGUUGUGUGCUUCAUCUUUGAAGUCACUCUCUUUGGAGCCAGAAAAGCGAUCAUUAGAAGAUAGUGUUGCCAGAAUUUUCAAGACAAAGGCUCAAUCUAUUAUUCAAGAGUACUUCUUGUCUGGGGAUAUCUUAGAGGUAAACAGUUGUCUAGAGUCAGAGAACAGUACUUAUUCGUCUGAGCUGAAUGCUAUCUUUGUUAAAAGAUUGAUAACUCUAGCAAUGGAUCGGAAGAAUAGGGAGAAGGAAAUGGCAUCAGUCUUACUGUCAUCCCUGUGUUUUCCAGCUGAUGAUGUUGUGAAUGGGUUUGUAAUGCUGAUAGAAUCAGCAGAUGACACAGCUCUGGAUAAUCCAGUUGUGGUUGAGGAUCUUGCAAUGUUUCUUGCUAGGUCUGUGGUGGAUGAAGUCCUAGCCCCACAACACUUGGAAGAGAUUGGAAGUCAGUGCGCGGCACCAGAGUCCAUUGGGAGCAAGGUUCUUAAAAUGGCAAAGUCAUUGCUAAAGGCUCGACUUUCUGGGGAGCGGAUACUAAGGUGUUGGGGUGGUGGAGGAAGCAGCAGACCUGGAUGGGCAGUUGAGGACGUUAAGGACAAGAUUGGAAAGUUGCUAGAAGAGUUUGAGUCUGGAGGGGGCGUCAGAGAGGCUUGCCGGUGCAUGAAGGAAUUAGGCAUGCCAUUUUUCAAUCAUGAGGUUGUCAAAAAAGCUUUGGUGGCAAUUAUGGAAAAGAAGAAUGAAAGACUUUGGAUUUUGCUUGAGGAAUGUUUUGGCUCUGGACUCAUAACAAUGAACCAAAUGACAAAGGGGUUUGGGAGAGUAGCAGAGUCUCUAGAAGACUUGGCUUUGGAUGUCCCUGAUGUCCAGAAGCAGUUUACCCGUUAUGUUGAGCGAGCGAAGAAUGCAGGGUGGUUGGAUUCCUCAUUUAGUUUCAGCAAAUCAGGACACAUUACAGAGAAUGGCACUGGCUAACUUGUUAACUUGUAUUCCAAUUUGUCUGAUUGUAAAUGCGAUGUGAGUGCAUAAGCACAAACACAUGUAUGCAAACAAGCAUAUUCAUAAGUGCAAUACAACACACAUUGUAAA
This is a messenger RNA of Prunus persica (peach), 3253 nucleotides long. RefSeq lists its product as uncharacterized. Bases 950 to 3139 code for a protein of 729 amino acids. The transcript is spliced from 4 exons. The record is from RefSeq and is a predicted model, not a curated record. NCBI's taxonomy places the organism in Eukaryota, Viridiplantae, Streptophyta, Magnoliopsida, Rosales, Rosaceae. Gene Ontology annotation, biological process: negative regulation of DNA-templated transcription.